AUGCUUAUGGAUAUACCCUCUACUUCACUACCAAAACCCGAGCCACCCUACGUCAAGGGGUCGCAGUUGACCGUCCACCUUCAUCGUCCUCCCCCUCCAACCCCAGUCAUUAGAAAUAACUGCAUCAACACCACCACCGACAUAAAAGAACGGCGAGGCAUCGAUUCGAUCGACAAGGCAUUAGAGCGAUGCAAUCGCCACCCGCCGCUACAAGGCAAUCUCGAGAAACCAUGCUAUGUUCGACUAGAACUAACCGGCCCAGUUGUGCAGGUUGGAGAUGGUCGCAAUGCGCAGGUCGUCGUUGUCCAAGUUUUGCACAAGAGUGAAGGCUUCAACACACUGAAAAAAGAAAAAGAGGUGCAAAAAUUUCAAAUCGGAGAUCGCCUCGUUGCCAAAAUAUAUGAUCCGCUCUAUUUCGACGAUGAAGAAGGUUCUCUCAAUCCCUUCUUGUGCGUGGACCGGCACUACACCCACGAAUCCCGCGCAUAUCAUGUUCUUUGCGAAAUGCAAGGGAAGGAAAUACCUAAAUUCUAUGGAUCGUAUUCCCUGGAACUGCCGUCUGUUGGUCACACAUUCCGCUCAGUUCGACUCGUCCUAAUUCAGCUCAUACGCGGAUCAAACUUGUCGGUCAUGAAUGUCAGAGCGUUCUCACAAGAACGUCGACAGAGUAUCAUGCGCUCAGUCAUUGACUUCGAAAGCCGAGUUUACGAGCGUGAUAUUCUACUAGCGGAUUUAUUCCCUCGAAACAUAAUGAUGAAACUUCCCCAAUCCACCCUGGAUGCUAAUUCUGACGAGGAUCAGCAUCCAGAGAAACGGCUUAUAUUCAUUGACUUUGCAGCAGCGAUUUUUGGUCGUAUAAGGGAUGACCCUGUUCCUCCAGAAUACAAACCGAAUCUAUUCCUGGGACAGUAUGUCUCUCCACUUCUACGAUGGAAGCUCACGCCAACUUAUAAUUUUGGCGACCGGGUGAACUGGGAUUGGUUACCCUGGCUUAAAACGGCAUUUGAGCAUACUAUAGACACCAUUACCCCCGAGAUGCAACUGGCGUACCGUGAUGAUUAUGAUUAUGAAGACUGA
This is a messenger RNA of Talaromyces amestolkiae, 1077 nucleotides long. RefSeq lists its product as uncharacterized. Bases 1 to 1077 code for a protein of 358 amino acids. The transcript has a single exon. The record is from RefSeq and is a predicted model, not a curated record. Lineage: Eukaryota; Fungi; Ascomycota; Eurotiomycetes; Eurotiales; Trichocomaceae.